GACAAUUAGUUUGACAUCAAAUUGAAAAGCUGGAUUUACGAAAUCACCCUCUGAAAACCUCUUUAAAAUCCUCACCUUUGGUUAUUUAGCCUCAAAUUGUUACUUACCAUUUACAACGCACUAAGAAGAAGAAGAAUGAAGACAACUCUUUCGGUCUUCCUCUUACUCUCAUUCUUGUUGUCGAUGAUGGUGGGGGUGUCGUCGAAAAAUGUUACGUACGACGGUCGUUCACUGUUCAUCAAUGACCGUCGUCACCUUAUCAUCUCGGGCUCCAUUCACUAUCCUCGUAGCACUCCUGAGAUGUGGUCAGAGCUUGUACGUCUGGCCAAAGAAGGAGGGGCGAAUACGAUAAAAACAUACGUGUUUUGGAAUGGUCAUGAAAUCAAACCCGGCGUUUAUAAUUUUGAAGGGAGAUUUGAUCUGGUGAAAUUCGUGCGGAUAGUUCAGGAGGCAGGCAUGUUUCUGAUCCUUCGCAUUGGCCCGUUUGUUGCUGGCGAAUGGAAUUUCGGGGGUAUACCAGUGUGGUUGCACUUUAUUCCUGGGACUUCCUUUCGAACAGAAAACGAUAAUUUUAAGUACUAUAUGGAAAAAUUCAUGACUUACAUAGUGAACCUAAUGAAGCAAGAGAAGCUCUUUGCAUCCCAAGGAGAGAAAGGUCCCAUUAUCAUGACUCAGGUCGAGAAUGAAUUCGAGUACUUAGAGCAAAUCUAUCCCGAGGGGAAGAAAUACGUUAACUGGGCCGGGGAAAUGGCGAUUUCUCAGCACACUGGUGUGCCCUGGAUCAUGUGUCGAGAGUCCGAUGCUCCGGGUCCAGUGAUUGGUACUUGUAACGACUUUUACUGUGACGACUUUCAACUCGCAUCUGACAAACCCAAAAUAUGGACCGAGAACUGGACUGGAUGGUUGCCAACAUAUUGGGCACCCAACUACCAUAGGCCAUCUGGAGAUAGUGCAUUUGCUGUUGCUCGUUUCUUCCAGAAAGGUGGCAGUGUAGUGAAUUAUUACAUGUACCAUGGUGGAACAAACUUUGGUCGCACAGGAGGUGGUGGCUUUACAACAAGUUAUGAUUUUGAUGGUCCAAUCGACGAAUACGGGUUAGUGAGGUUUCCAAAAUGGGGACAUCUUAAGGAACUCCACGAAGCUAUAAAGUUGUGUGAGAAUGUUAUACUCAACACAGAACAACCAACCAACAUCGCCAUUGGUCCUUCCCAAGAGGGCACCGUUUGGGGCGAUCCAUCGUCAAAGAAUUGUGUUGCAUUCCUUGCUAACUACGACAACACGAACGACGCGACCGUGGUGUUUCAGAAUGCCUCGUACGACAUCCCAGCUUGGUCCGUCAGCAUUCUUCCCGACUGCAAGAAUGUGGUGUUCAAUACGGCUAAGGUGAGUUCCCAGAGUUCUGUGGUAGAAAUGGUGCCCGAGGAUUUGAAGCCAUCUCCAGAGAAAUGCGGGGAGGUGCAAUUUGGAGGAGAUUCUUCAUCAAAUAAUCCUCUGAAGUGGGAAGUGUUUGUGGAGAAAACAGGGAUUUGGGGUGAAGAGGCUGAUUUGGUUUACAAUGGUUUGGUGGAUCAGCUGAACGUCACCAAAGAUGCUUCUGAUUACCUUUGGUACACAACAAGCAUUGAUGUCGAUGCAAACGAAGAAUUCAUGAAGGAUGGAAGCCAACUAGCUCUUGCAAUCCAAUUCCAGAGCCACCACCUCCAUGCAUUUGUAAAUGGGGAACUUCUUAACAAAGGUAAUGCAGUUGGCGAGAAUGCAACGCUGAGAAUCCCUAUCGCUCUCAAAGCAGGGAGGAAUGAGAUUUCUGUACUCAACUCCAUCGUUGGUCUCCCGAGUGCAGGCGCAUUCUUUGAAUGGAUAAAUUAUGGACCAUCCAAUGUCAAGCUUGAAGGGUUCAGCAAUGGAACUGCAAUGGACUUGUCCACAAGUAACUGGAGCUACAAGAUUGGCAUGGAAGGAGAAAAGCUCGAGAUAUACAAACCUGAAAGCACUGGCAAUGUGACAUGGAAUGUACCUUCAGAAGUGCCCAAGAUGCAGCCUGUCACAUGGUACAAGGUUAUUGUGGAGGAGCCAUCGGGGGAUGAACCGAUAGGGCUGGACAUGCUUAACAUGGGGAAAGGCUCUGCCUGGUUGAAUGGACAGCAGAUUGGGAGGUACUGGCUGCAGAGGAGUGGUGAACAUGAACAAUGUGUCAGCCAUGGUGAAGAAGGAUGUGAUUACAGGGGCUAUAUGUAUCCUGAGAAGUGCAGAACUGGCUGUGGAGAACCCACUCAAAGAUGGUACCACAUUCCACGGUCGUGGUUCAAGCCGUGCGGCAAUCUUCUGGUGAUAUUCGAAGAGGAAGGUGGAGACCCAACUGCGAUUAACUUCUCGAAACGCAGGACCUCUCGUCUUUGUGCUUCUGUCGCCGAGGAUCACCCGCCACUAGGGCAGGCCAUGGUGCAUCUCAGGUGCCCUGAAAACAGGAGCAUAGAUAACAUCCUAUUCGCCAGCUUUGGGACUCCAACAGGGAAUUGUGGGUCAUUCAAAGUGGGGGAUUACCAUGAUGUGAAUUCCCUUUCCGUGGUUGAAAAGGCAUGCUUGUGGAAAAACGAAUGUGCCAUACAAGUUUCAGAAGCAAACUUUAACAAGGGAGGGUUUACUGGAUCAACCAAGAUGAGACUUGCAGUAGAGGCAGCCUGUGGCUAGGGCAAGUGAGCAUUGAUGGUGGAGAAAUUAAUUGUGUCGUAAUAAAACACUAAUCGGUAUUGCUCAAGUGUUGAAAAAUGAAUGUGUCGUGGCUGAUUAUCUUGUUUUGUCGGAAGUUAACUUUCAAGCAGACUUUUUAUUAUAUGUGUGGGUUCGAGUUCCUAACUAUUUUAAUGUGUUAUGAAUGAAUGCGACUUUGCAAUCGAGUUUUUGUCAA
Linum trigynum is the source of this 2905-nucleotide messenger RNA. The record is from the annotation of a GenBank genome assembly. NCBI's taxonomy places the organism in Eukaryota, Viridiplantae, Streptophyta, Magnoliopsida, Malpighiales, Linaceae.